CUAUAACUUUCACCAAAUCAUCUCUACUUCGCCUCCAAGUCGUGGUGCACGAUUGUCCAACGUUUUCGUAUUGCCAUCGGUCUUCAGCGUGUCUAUCCCACGUGUAUUCUGGUUUUGGAAGGCGCCCAGCACUGUUUUAUUCUCUAAAUUUUUGAAAAUUUGUUUCCCGCAUACUACGCGAAAGCAUGUCGAAGAGGCACAGGUUAGAUAUCGGCGAUGAUCACAAGAAAAAAAGGCGGUCAGAGCACGACAGGGAUCGAGACAGAGAUUACGAUCGUAAAUCUGAUAACCACACUUCUAUCCCGAUCCCAAAGCCUGCAUUGCCACUCAACCCUCUCACUCAACUUCCAUAUACACAAAGAUAUUAUGACAUUUUGAAGAAGCGGCUCGGUUUACCAGUGUGGGAAUACAAAGAAAAAUUCAUGAAAUUGCUAGAAAAUCAUCAAACACUUGUUUUGGUUGGGGAAACAGGUUCUGGAAAAACUACUCAAAUUCCUCAAUGGUGUGCAGAGUAUGUUAGAACAGCAUGUGCGGUGUCUACACGAAAGGGUGUUGCUUGUACACAACCGCGUCGUGUGGCAGCUAUGAGCGUUGCUCAGCGUGUGUCUGAAGAAAUGGAUGUCAUGAUUGGCCAAGAGGUAGGAUAUUCUAUUCGUUUUGAAGACUGCUCAUCUCAACGCACUAUUUUGAAGUACAUGACUGAUGGUAUGUUGCUCAGGGAAGCAAUGGCCGAUCCAUUGAUGGAGCGUUACAAUGUUAUUUUGCUAGAUGAGGCUCACGAACGUACAUUAGCCACUGAUAUUCUCCUGGGUGUUAUAAAAGAAGUCACAAAGCAACGUCCGGACCUGAAAAUCGUUGUUAUGAGUGCCACUCUUGAUGCGGGCAAAUUUCAACAUUAUUUUGACAAUGCACCAUUGUUGAGCAUCCCAGGUCGUACACAUCCUGUUGAGAUUUUUUACACACCUGAGCCAGAACGUGAUUAUUUAGAAGCUGCUAUUCGAACCGUUAUCCAGAUUCAUCUUUGCGAAGAAGAGGAAGGCGACAUCCUUAUGUUUCUUACUGGCCAAGAAGAAAUUGAUGAAGCAUGUCGACGAAUAAAAAAUGAAAUCGACAAUCUUGGGUCAGAAGUUGGAGAUGUCAAAGUGAUACCACUAUAUUCCACCCUUCCCCCGCAACAACAGCAGCGUAUUUUUGAAAGUGCUCCUCCCAAAAAACCAAAUGGAGCUAUUGGAAGAAAAAUCGUCGUAUCGACUAAUAUUGCAGAAACAUCUUUGACAAUCGAUGGAAUUGUCUUUGUCAUAGAUCCUGGAUUUUCCAAGCAAAAAGUUUACAAUCCUCGUAUUAGAGUUGAAUCGCUUCUGGUGUCUGCUAUAAGUAAAGCCAGUGCACAACAGAGAGCAGGACGUGCUGGUCGAACAAGACCUGGAAAAUGUUUUCGUCUUUACACUGAAAAGGCUUAUAAAACAGAAAUGCAUGAAAAUACAUAUCCUGAAAUUUUACGUUCCAAUCUUGGCUCUGUUGUUUUACAGCUCAAAAAGUUGGGAAUCGAUGAUUUAGUACAUUUUGAUUUUAUGGAUCCUCCUGCUCCAGAAACCCUCAUGCGAGCAUUGGAACUACUCAACUACUUAGCUGCACUCAAUGAUGAUGGUGAUCUUACUGAACUUGGAUCAAUCAUGGCUGAGUUUCCUCUCGAUCCUCAACUUGCAAAAAUGCUUGUUGCUAGUUGUGACUAUAACUGCUCCAAUGAAAUUCUCAGCAUUACUGCCAUGUUGUCUGUCCCACAAUGCUUUGUCCGACCAAGCGAAGCAAAAAAAGCUGCUGAUGAAGCGAAAAUGAGAUUUGCUCAUAUUGAUGGAGACCAUUUGACUCUACUUAAUGUUUAUCAUGCAUACAAGCAAAACCAAACCAAUAAUCAGUGGUGUUAUGACAACUUCAUUAAUCAUCGAUCGAUGGCAUCAGCUGACAAUGUGCGACAACAAUUAGCACGAAUUAUGGAUCGAUUCGCACUACCUCGUAGAAGUACUGACUUUGCUAGUCGUGACUAUUACAUCAAUAUUAGAAAAGCACUUGUUUCAGGAUUUUUUAUGCAAGUUGCUCAUCUAGAAAGAACAGGUCACUAUUUAACAGUUAAAGAUAAUCAAGUUGUCCAGCUACAUCCUUCAACAUGCCUUGAUCACAAGCCCGAAUGGGUUCUAUAUAAUGAGUUUGUAUUAACGACAAAGAAUUACAUUCGCACCAAUUCUGAUAUUAAAGCUGAUUGGUUAAUCAAGAUUGCACCACAAUAUUAUCACAUGGACAACUUUCCCCAAUGUGAAGCGAAACGUCAGUUAGAAAGACUUAUAGCGAAACAAGCUGCUAGGGAACGUGUAUCUGCUGAAUGAUUCAUUAAUAACAAUAUGUGAAAUGUAACUAUCAUUCCUAGACAUUAGCCACAUAAAUGUAUGUGCUCAUGAACUCUUGUGGUGGUGAAAGUUGUAUAUGUGUGAGUUUGCUCAUACAAUGUAAGGAAGAUAUGAAUCAGGGGAAUUUCUUAUGUUUGAACCAAAUUUCACACAGUUUGUGAAUUUGAGUAUUGGCUCAAAAUGUCUGGAAAAACAAACGCAUUAAAUGGAAGGUCUCUCAUACUAUCUCAUACUGUUAAAACUUCGAAACAAAACAGGCUGCUUGAUUUUCUCAUGUUUUUGUCUUUCAGAGUUUUCUACAAGAUAUUGUUACUUUUGUGAAUAUGUUCCUUGUGUUAUAUUAUUGAUUGGAGAAAAGUUUGAAAAUAAUUUAUAUUUAGCAUCCCAAACCUUCGAAAACCUAAAAAUUGUGGGUGUUGGUUAUGAUAAAUUCUGACUAGAUGUGCAAAGAAGCAGUAUUGUAGAAAUCUGAAGUUUGUACUUUAUCACUGAGGUUAAUUUUUUUCACCUAACUGGCGAAAAGUAAGACUAUUUUCAGACCUCCAUUUGUUUCCUCUCAACCAGAUUCAUUGCUUUCAAACUCUUUCAAGUAACUACCUAUACAUGGCCUCACAAUUGCAAAUUGGAAAAGUUUGGAUGAUAUUUAUUUUGUGAUUUCAGCCAUAAUUUUCUUUUCUGUAAUUACAGUAUGCUUCUCUGUCACAGCAAGUUUUUAUAUGCUUUCAUAAUAAAAGUUGUGUUGAUAUUGGAACUACUUAGCUUUUAUGCUAUUCUUUCAUUUAACCAGAAGCACACACGAGUCAAGGUUCAUCAUGUAUCAUAUUACUGACCUAACCGCCUCUUUUUAACACAUCAAAUUAACAACACUACAGUUCCACCCCUUUUUGUAGUGUUGGCAAGUAUUUCUACAAAGAAAUUUAGAACAAUGUUCCACAUGUAUGAUAUACCUGUACAGAGGCAGCAGGCAAUUAUGCCCCUUUCUGUCCUAUUGAAUCCAUGGUUUAUGUUUUUGUAAUUUGGUUUUCGAUGCCAUUGAUGAUAAUUUGGGUUAAAUUCAAGUUUGUUAUUCAGGCUUUGAUUAUUGAUAGUGAAUUAUUAGUUAACAUUAUGUCUAUUUUGAGAUAAAAAGGGUAUAUAUUGAAUCAUAGUGCUAUAGAUGGAAUGUACUUCAAAUGCAAGUUUAAUCUGUGAGAAAUAUCAGACAUAGCAAUGGGUCUGGUGCACCUCAGUACUAUUGGUCACAAGCUCAAAUGGAAACAUAAAAUACUAAUUCUUGUCUAUCUGAAUGUGAUUGUUAUAAGUCAGAAGUGCUUGGUUGUAGUGGUGUACUAAAUCGGUUAUUUCUACUUUCACCAUUACCAUUGUCAGAUAUUUGUUGGAUUAUGCAUGAACAGGCUCUGUUGAAAUGUUAUCAUUCGAAAUUCAAUUUGAAAAAUAUACUUGAAAUUGGCAAUUACAGUAUUACAAAAAUAUGGUUACUUAUUUGUUUUAUUGAGUUAAAAUUUGGCUUCGGGAAUGUUUUGGUUCCUAGGAUUGUAUUCUGAAGUUGAUUGCAAAAUGCGAAAUUUAAAUUGUCAGAUUUUGUAGAUAUCAUUUUUUGCCUGGUAAAUUUCCUGUCAAAAUUAUCAUUUUUGUGCCUGUAGAAGACAAUUUUACAGAAAAAAAAACAGUAAUUUUAUUUGUCUGUAUUCCAUACACUUUUAUGAAUUUCAAUUCAUUUUCUAGGCUGCCAUACUUUUGCAAACUGUAUGUAUGUAAAUGUUUUGUUUCAUAACUUAUGAACAUGAUUUAGGGUGAAAUAAAAUUUACUAUUGAUAGUGGUAAUAUUUUACGCCUUAUGUUAUAUAUAAUGUUUUGUGCUUUUUUUCAUAUUAGA
Styela clava is the source of this 4278-nucleotide messenger RNA. RefSeq names its product putative pre-mRNA-splicing factor ATP-dependent RNA helicase PRP1. Gene Ontology annotation, cellular component: intracellular anatomical structure; spliceosomal complex. The record is from RefSeq and is a predicted model, not a curated record. Gene Ontology annotation, molecular function: RNA binding; ATP binding; RNA helicase activity. Lineage: Eukaryota; Metazoa; Chordata; Ascidiacea; Stolidobranchia; Styelidae.